AUGGCUGACACCACGCUGAGUGCAGGGGAUAACCCUAUCUUUGCUGUGGCCAGCCUCUCUGAGGUGCAGCUCCUCAGGGACCCCAGGAAGAAGUACUACAAACUCCACCCCUUAGUGGCUGAAAUAGUGGAUUCAUGCCUACAGAUCGAUCCUGCUGACAGGGCUACGUGCUCCAUGUUGCUCAUUCACCGAUGCUUCUCCAAAGACGGGUUCCCUGAAAGAUUCAAACCAGAGAUACAGGCGUUGAUAUUGAAAGAUGCCGAGGUCAAUAGCAUGCACAGGAUCCACAGUGGCUUGUGGGAGGCACCAGAGGAGCAGGGAGCAGUAGUCCCAUGCUCAUGUAACAGAAAACCAGUGAAGGUAUAAACUACAUUGACCCUUAGUCAUUUAGCAUAUUCUUACCCAGAGCAUUUUAUCAUCUGUAUGUGCAAUAAAGGGGCUGAGCAACUAUGUAAAUACAAGUCAAAGCCUAUAUACUGUGCUAUAGAAAUGAUUG
Messenger RNA from Coregonus clupeaformis (lake whitefish), 496 nucleotides. Its product is annotated as cyclin-dependent kinase-like 3. The transcript is spliced from 4 exons. The record is from RefSeq and is a predicted model, not a curated record. NCBI's taxonomy places the organism in Eukaryota, Metazoa, Chordata, Actinopteri, Salmoniformes, Salmonidae. Bases 1 to 366 code for a protein of 121 amino acids.